AUGGCUGGCAUUAUAUCUGCUGCCAACCUCGGUGGUGUCGCCGAUCCUCGUCUUGGGAACGAGGCUGAUAUUAUUGGUACCAAGAAGGAACAUGAGGUGGAUGUGCACCAUGAUAUUGAGCCUCCGAAUCUGGAUGGAAAGGGCAAUAUUUACUUGGACGAAUCCAUCACUUUUGAGAACUAUCACUACUGGGCCAACCGAUCGCGUGAAGCCGAGAAGUUCAUCCGUACCGACAAUGUAGGCUUCGCAGGACUUGGCAAGCUCCUCCUUAACCGCAAGGGGAAAGAAGAAGAAUCAACCGCACCUGCUCAGCCCGAGCCUUUACCCGAGAAGACCUCAACCGACGAGAAGACAGCCGACGUCAACGCCCCAAGAACCGACGAAGGAUCAGACAAAUGGGGUGUCACCGAGACAGAAUGGGAGACUGCGCAGAGAGCUGCUCGGACUGCGACCUGGGGAUCGAUCUUCUACCUGAUCACUACUGAUAUUUUGGGUCCUACCAACGUUCCCUACGCUAUUAGCCGAAUGGGAUACGGUCCUGGCUUUGCACUUUACACUGUUUUCGGUCUCCUGGCCGCCUACUCCGGUAUGCAGCUGUGGAAAGUCUUCGUUGGCAUGGAUUCCACUCGCUUUCCCAUGCGCAACUACGGCGAUGUCGCAUUCCGUAUUUUCGGCCCUUGGGCCCGUAUUGGUGUCAACAUCCUGCAGAGUUUCCAGUUCUUCCUCAACGUUGCUUUGUUGAUUGAGAGCAACGGUCAGGGCCUGGCACAGAUGGUUGCCGGUGUCAACAACACCGGCGGUUUCCUCUGCUUCAUUGCCGCCGAGGUCAUCUUCAUGGUUAUUGGACUUGUCCUUGGACAGAUCCGAACCCUGCAGCGUCUCUCAUGGUUGGCAAACCUCGCUAUCUGGGGUAACGUUUUUGUCAUCAUUAUGACCAUGGUUGUUGUCUUCUACUACCCUCCUAACUACGCCGCUGUGCUUACGAGCUACGGUAUCGAGAAGGGUCCAAUUGUCACCAGCGCGAACUGGACCGCGGGCUUCGGCCUCGAGGACCGAGUCAACGCCAUGAUGAACGCCGUCUUCGCCUACGGUGGCGCCACCCUCUUUAACGAGCUGAUGGCUGAGAUGAGACGUCCUAUGGAUUUCUGGAAGGGUUUCAUCAUUGCCGAGAUCUUCAUCUACGUCUGCUACCUCGUCAACGGAAUGGUUGUCUACUCCGCUCAGGGUCAAUUCACCUAUAACCCUGCCUACGAGGGAAUCCCCAACACCAACGGCGCCUACCGCUGGCAAACUGUGGGCAACGCCAUUUCCUUCGUCACAGGUGUCAUUGCUGCCCUGCUAUACGGCAACAUCGGUAUCAAGGUCUUCUACUCCUCCGUUCUCCGUGAUCUCUUCCACUUCCCCCCGCUGGACAGCAAGAUUGGAAAAUGGAUCUGGGUGGCCUGUGUACCUGUCUACUGGAUCCUUGCCUGGGUCGUCGCCGCUGCCAUCCCCCAGAUCAGCAACUUGACCUCCUUCGUCGACGCGAUGCUCCCUGAGGAGGAAUUCAACCCGCGCACUGGCAUGGCCCAGCGUGUGGAUCACGGUGUCAAGCGCUGGAUUCGUGGUUAUAAGGUGAAGUUCUGGUGGAACACCUUCGACGUCCUCUACGCGCUUGCUGCUCUUUCUACUGCUGGUCUUGGUAUUUGGGCAUCUGUCAUGGGAAUGAACGCUAGCUUCAAGAGCACGGCGCUGACUCCGUUCAGCUGUACCAAUCCUGCUGGUUAA
Penicillium odoratum is the source of this 1767-nucleotide messenger RNA. RefSeq lists its product as uncharacterized. Gene Ontology annotation, biological process: amino acid transmembrane transport. The transcript is spliced from 2 exons. The coding region runs from base 1 to 1767 and encodes 588 amino acids. Gene Ontology annotation, cellular component: vacuolar membrane. The record is from RefSeq and is a predicted model, not a curated record. Lineage: Eukaryota; Fungi; Ascomycota; Eurotiomycetes; Eurotiales; Aspergillaceae. Gene Ontology annotation, molecular function: amino acid transmembrane transporter activity.